Messenger RNA from Seriola dumerili (greater amberjack), 5973 nucleotides. Its product is annotated as lissencephaly-1 homolog. The record is from RefSeq and is a predicted model, not a curated record. Gene Ontology annotation, biological process: intracellular protein transport; intra-Golgi vesicle-mediated transport; endoplasmic reticulum to Golgi vesicle-mediated transport. Gene Ontology annotation, molecular function: protein binding. Bases 424 to 1656 code for a protein of 410 amino acids. Gene Ontology annotation, cellular component: COPI vesicle coat. NCBI's taxonomy places the organism in Eukaryota, Metazoa, Chordata, Actinopteri, Carangiformes, Carangidae. The transcript is spliced from 11 exons.
GCGACGAGAAAACAAGCGGUGGCGGCGGAGACGAGACACGGCUCACCUCUACAUCACAAGACCUUAUUUUGGAGCGGAAAUUUCACGCCCCGUCGGGUCGUGUUACCGUUUGAGACGGCUGGGGAUAUUCACGGGCAGAAACAAUAGGAUGCAGUGUAGACUUGGCUGGUGACUGGUUUGCAGGCUAUCCACUUCUCUUGUCCCUGGAGUCAGCCAGUUGGGGGGCAGAUUCCUGCGUUCCCCUCUUUCCAGUCUGAGACUUUGUGUAGAUAAAACCAACUGCCCGUCAUUGGAGUACACAGCUCGUCCUUGUCCGUGUUGCCUGGAUCAGCACAGCUCAUCUCCUGACUGAGGAGAGCGCAGUAGCUGCACAAGAUUCACCUUCUACCAUCUGAUCCCUCCCGGCCCCGCCCACACGUCACCAUGGUGCUGUCACAACGGCAACGAGAUGAACUAAAUCGAGCGAUAGCCGAUUAUCUACGUUCCAAUGGAUAUGAAGAGGCAUAUUCCACUUUCAAGAAGGAGGCGGAAUUAGAUAAUAAUGAAGAAUUGGAUAAGAAGUAUGCCGGCCUUUUGGAAAAAAAAUGGACCUCAGUCAUCAGAUUACAAAAGAAGGUGAUGGAACUUGAAUCCAAACUGAAUGAAGCUAAAGAGGAGAUCACCUUGGGAGGGCCUGUCAGCCAGAAGCGAGACCCCAAAGAGUGGAUCCCACGCCCACCAGAAAGGUAUGCGCUGAGUGGCCACCGCAGUCCAGUCACCCGUGUCAUCUUCCACCCAGUCUUCAGUGUCAUGGUGUCGGCUUCUGAGGACGCCACAAUAAAGGUGUGGGACUAUGAAACGGGAGACUUUGAGCGCACACUGAAAGGCCACACAGAUUCCGUGCAGGACAUCUCUUUUGACUUGACCGGCAAACUGCUAGCAUCCUGCUCUGCAGACAUGACUAUCAAGCUGUGGGACUUCCAAGGCUUUGAGUGCAUCAGGACCAUGCAUGGACAUGACCACAAUGUUUCGUCUGUAGCCAUCAUGCCUAAUGGAGAUCACAUCGUUUCUGCCUCAAGGGACAAAACCAUAAAAAUGUGGGAGGUGGCAACUGGCUACUGUGUGAAGACCUUCACAGGCCACAGGGAGUGGGUUCGUAUGGUGCGGCCCAACCAGGACGGCACACUGAUUGCCAGUUGUUCCAACGACCAAACGGUGCGCGUGUGGGUCGUGGCCACCAAAGAGUGCAAGGCUGAACUGCGGGAGCAUGAACAUGUGGUAGAGUGCAUCACCUGGGCACCAGAGAGCGCCUACCCCACUAUCCUAGAUGCCACAGGGUCCGAGACCAAGAAGAGUGGUAAGCCAGGCCCCUUCCUGCUGUCUGGCUCCAGAGACAAAACCAUCAAGAUGUGGGAUGUCAGCAUUGGAAUGUGCCUUAUGACACUGGUUGGCCACGACAACUGGGUGCGUGGAAUCCUCUUCCACCCUGGAGGCAAGUUCAUUGUGACCUGUGCAGAUGACAAGACCUUAAGGAUCUGGGACUACAAGAACAAGCGCUGCAUGAAAACCCUGUGUGCCCACGAACACUUUGUUACCUCUCUGGAUUUCCACAAGGCCGCUCCCUACGUUGUCACUGGGAGUGUAGAUCAAACAGUAAAAGUGUGGGAGUGCCGCUGAUCUGGACCUUGGAGGAUUGGACCACAACCCCAAUUACCCAGGCGCUCCUCUGGAUCCACCUCCCCUCCUGCCAUCCCACCUCCCCUUUAAUCCCCCCUCCCCCUUAACAUAAAACCUUACCCGCACAUUUUCAUCUCCUCCGGCUGCACUUACCACCAUGGUUAUUUACCCAUCGCGCUCUCUGGUCCAAUAACUUUUGUCCUUCUAUGUAAAUUAUUCCUGGAUGUAGAUCGAGCUAUUAAAUGUUACACAAAAAAGUAUUCUUGCAUGGUAAUCCAAAAUUGUAUACUGUAAAUUUACAUAACGUUGUCUAGAAGUACCAUAGGUUUAACACGGGGCUGGCCGUCUGUCACGCAGCCUUACCGACCAACCGAAGGCAGAUGUUUUUGACUGGGUGUAAAAUGUAGGGCACUAAAAACCAAUAAUUUAAGAAAUGACAGUGUCUUUAUGUGUAAGAUUUAUUUUUGUCUAUUUUUUUAUUUAGGAUUUUUUUUCUGUUAUUUCUCUCCUUCACUGUCGUAGUCUGUUGGUGCCUAGCUUGGUGAAACUUUUGAGAGAUAAGGCAGGAAAAGCAUAUAUGACGUGAUAAGAUACGAUUGUCUGUGGGGCUUUGUUAUUGAAAUAAUCUGUAGCUUUAUAACGUCACUUCUCAAGUGUGCAUACCAUUUCUCUUCAUGUGGAACUAGGUAAUAUUUUAAUGGCUGUAUAUACGAAUGUUUCAAACUGUUGUCCUUGGACCUUGGGGGCUUAAAAACAGCUUUGUACUCUUGUCAUGGUGGCACAUGAACCACUGAUAGGCUUUAGAUAAAUUAUCGCAUUUAAUGAAUCUGCAGCAAAUAAUAAAAAGUUGUAAUGUUUAAAAGUGGCUUUGUGAAUAACCAAGCCAAGUUUUUCACAAGAAGCCCAAUCGAGCGAGUGAGUUUGUUCGGCUUACACUGUCAGUGAGUGCCGUGGGUCACAGCAUCACCUGAACAGAGUUCAAGGAUUACACCUGUUAAAUCUCUAGCACUUGAUAAAGACCUUGGGUGUGUCUCCCUUUACGACAAUUUUCUGUGACCUGGCAUGUCAUACUUUUACAGACUAAACCCUCUGUCCACUUCUAGUCCCCCUGACCAGUCAGUCCCGGCAGAGAGUGGUGUACCUAGGAACUAUGUAGUCAGAGGGUGCUCAGUUGACCCAUGGAGCCUCUGAAAGCUACAAACAGAAGCCAGUAGUCUGAAAUAAACCUGCAAAACAGAAAACAUAAAGGCAUGACAAGGAGUCAAAGUCGGCCCCCUGGGUUUGAUAUCUGGGAUGUGCAAAGAUCUCUAAUUUCUGAGGGGUGAAAUAUAUGUUCGGCAUAAUAAAAAUGGUUUUGAGUAUAUAAAAAAAAAAAAAAAAAAAAAAAAUCAGUUUUCUGUGAAAAUAUGAAAUGUAAAUUCAGCUUGUUAUUGCUUGAUUUGGCAAUUUUGUAUUAUCGCACUAAAGGAUGAACUGGACAGGAAUUUAGGAUUAGUGAGGAAACGCUAGCAGCAGACAUGUUAAAUGUUUUGUCUGCAGAGGGGUCUGAUGCUGAGUUUGGGUUUUGUUGUGAAGAACUCGCUGUAAAAGAGGUGGUGCAGCUCCUGGAUCAGAUAAUGGAGGACAAUGCUAAAGCCUGAGCAGCGACAAUAUCUGCAGACAAACCCCACAGACCCAUCUCACACAUAUGCAAACGUCAUCUGAGUGGCUUUCCUCAACUGUUCAGCUUUUGAUCUUUGUGGAGCUGUAACUGUAAAACAGGGCGAUUUUUGGGAAAGACUGGAAGAAAACUGUAAACCAGUCCAUGCUGUAGAAACAACCAUUCCACUCCCCUUGGAGGACAAAAAUGGACCAUCUUGCUUCUAACUGUAGCUGGCAAGGUGAUUCAUUAAUUUUGCACAUCCCUGUUUUCACUAAAUCUUUGGUCCUUUAAUGAUGAUCAAAGACGACAUUAAAAUUUAAUGAUGUUGAUAAAUGCAUAAACCUAUAAUUUCUGAUUAGCCUUUUCAUUCCAAUGCAGUUCUUGGCUAAUAAAGAAUUCCACUGCUUAACUGAUGAUCUUAUCUUAGCUUCUUUGCCAAGUUUUCCUCUUCCUGUGUGUACUGGAUGUGGUGAUCUGCUGCUCAAGCUCUUGCUAGUGGCUACUGUGAGCCUAAUGUGACCUGUUGACGUAGCACUGCUGCAUGUAAACCUGCACCAGAGGCAGAGCUGUCAGAACAGUCAUCUUUUACAAGCUUAAAUACUGGAGCCCUCUCAUCAGAGACCAAUUGGAUUGAAUAAUGAGGAGAGAAACUGUGUAUUUAAAGUAGUUUGACAUUUUGGGAAAUAUGCUUAUUUGCUCUUUUUGCAGAGAACUGGAUGAGAAUCAAAUACCACACAUUUGUACUGUAAAUAUGAAGCUACAGCUAAAACCACAAUUAAACUUGUCUUGGGGUGGGGGUUAUGUGCUGGACUAUUUCUUGAGUGAAACCAAUAACUGGCUGGGGUCUCCAUUGGUUGCUUAGUAACAAAAGUGCAAUUACAAUAUUUCUGAAGACACUCUGUUUUUUUGUGUAAUGUCAUAGUUCAGCAGAAAACAUUCUAAAGUGUUGGUAGUAAACAUGGCUGAUUAAAUAAAAUCUGUAUUUGUGAAUUAAGAUUUUCAAAGUAAGCUAACAAUUGCAAAUUAUCGUCUGAGUUUUUCAAUUCAAAUAUACUAUGCUAGACAUUAUACACAACAGACAGCUUCUCAUUGUGCUUGAAAUGUUGAAAAUGCAGGAAAUUAUUUUUUUUUUUACAUAAGUACAGUUGAUAAACCAGAAGUUCUUCACACAGACCGCUUUCAUUGGGGAAACUGCAUUCACAUGUCGGCAAAAUGGGCAGAACGUGAAAAGCAGACGUUUUUCCGACUUGGCAGCGUUAGUUUAUAACUCCAAGGUAUGAGUAUUUAAUCCCAGUGCUAACCUUGUAGACCCACAACCCUAACUGCCUAACUCUAGAUGUUAUGUUGUAUCACUUUUUCUUUUUUUUUUAGCAAUUUGUUAUCAAGUCAAAACCUAUAAAAUUAGAUGACGGGAUAGUAUUGACCAGUGGUGGUGCAUUUGCAACCAUUCUGACAAGUUUGUUGACAUGUCUAGUUCUUUUCUUCAAGUGGGAGAUAUUGUUAUAAGGUUGUUGUUUUUUCACCAUCUAAACAAUAUGACGUGAACGCGGUAUGUGUUUCGGUACUUUGUUGGAGUCCCUCUCUUUUGCCUGGCAACUGCCCUCACCUGUUAGAGCCGGCUGGUUGUUUCCCUCUGCUUACAGUGUUUAGCAAACAUGAGAGUGGUAUCCCUUUACUCAUGUAACUCUCUGCAAGAAAAUGGAUGGUCUUAUUUCUCAAAAUGUCAAACGGUCCCUCUUACAUCACUGUGUCCAUGGUUAAGUUCAGGCAGCUCUGUUAACUGGUUGUAGAAAGGCUGGUUUUGUUGUGUGUGAUGCUAUUUGAAGGAGGUUUACUGCCUCCGUCUUCUGUAAAUGCAAUGGGAUUGUGGCAGACUAGGAUGUUCCAAAGGAGAAACCCUCUCUUUCAGGAAAUAUUACUGAUGUUUCUCUUUGGUGUGUGCCCCCCUCCCCCUCCUUACAAAGGUUUUAUUUUUUUUUCUACAAGCUGUUUUCUCUUGGGUGAAGAAUCAGCAAAUUUUGUAGUACUAUUUGGCAUGGCUAAUGAAGAUGCCAAUGUGUUAAAUGUUCUAGCUGAAGCCAAAAAUUGAGACAUUUGUCAGUACAAUCUGGUUUAUCUUGACAAAACAGCCUCCUUUUGUUGGUCAAACACUGUGUGACCAACUUUUGAAAAACAAUGCUCGUCUCCUCAGGAUCACGCUAUGACAUGCCGGACCAUAAAAUGUAAAUUAAAAACUUCUUCCCUUCCUUGGUUUUACUCGUGGAAGGUGGUUAAUCAAAGGUCAGGACGAUGUGUGUUCUGUUUCUUUUGUAAGAAAAGGUACAUAAAAGCUACAACACAGCUGGUGUUGUAUGCAGGUAUGCGCCCUGUUGAAGAAAAUCCCCUUUUGCCAUUCGCAGGUCCCAAGCAAUCCCUGUGCUUCUCUGGUCUGGUGUGUGAAGGGACUGGCAGACAGGUUUUGACUGUCUGAAGGUCAUUUCCUCCAGCCUCAAGUCCACCUGUUCUCUGUAACCUGCCUGUGAACCACAUCUGAGGGCUUCAGACUGCACAACAAGCUCCAACAGGAGAGCUCAUGAUGUUUUCGCCACUAUGGUCUCACUCUUCACUCAGCAAACUGUUAACAAUAUACCUGGAUGUCAUUAUUGUUUGCAAUAUAAUAAAAGAAGUAAAAUCUG